Messenger RNA from Funneliformis geosporum, 544 nucleotides. Lineage: Eukaryota; Fungi; Glomeromycota; Glomeromycetes; Glomerales; Glomeraceae. The record is from the annotation of a GenBank genome assembly.
AUCAUGAGAUUGUUAUUGCCUAUUUUUCUAAUAUUCAACACAAAUCUCAAUCUCGCUCAAGAAUUAAUGAUACCAAAAGAAAAGUCCCUCUCCUCAGAUCUAUGGAUUCUUCAAAGUGGGCAAGUUUUGCUGAUUAUUUUAACACUUAUUACCACAAUCACAAUUUUGAUCAACUAAAAGAUAUCAUAUCCAAUCAUGCAAAUAUGAAUAAUCUCUGGAUGGAAUUAAAAAAGGCUGUUUUGGAUAUUAGUAAAUCUAAAAUUCCUCACAAAUGGAUCUUUACGCAGGAUCGUGCACCAAAACCAAAAGAUCUUUUUCAAUACUACCCUUCUCUCACCAAGAUUGAAAAGAUUCUUUUAAAAUUUCAUUCAAAAAGGCUUAGAGAACGACUUUGGCCUAUUAGUGAAGAAUGGAAACAUGAUCAAAAAGUUGUUGCAAAUAUUGUCAAAGACAUUUUAUAUCCUCUUGAUCCUUUGCCUCAAUUUUUAAAUUUAUCAAAUGUUAGAGAUGUUAAAAAAACUCUCAACUGCAUCUAUAAAGUCUU